AUGAGCGUCGUGAGAAGAAAACUAUUUGAGGAAGGAUCGAAUUCUUGGACCUCGGAUCAAACAAUCGCUGAAAGGCCAAAUAACGAAGCAGUUGAAAAUGAGCGCACAGAAAUUGUUGAAUACACUGUUGUAAACGAAGGAGAUGUAGCUCUAAAGGAGCCAAGUGUAGAGACUCCAAAUGGAUUAAAAACGCCCCAAGAAAAUAUGUUUCGACCGACAACUACUUCGUGCUUUGAGAAGGUAAACAUUUGAUUAAAAUUUGUUACAACUUAUUUCUCUUUAUUCGAGUCACUUUUUUCACGUUCGUUCAACUCAAUGUCUAAUUUUCAAAGAAAUUUUGAACAAAUUGUGAUUCGUAAACUAUUCUUACAAGAAAAAAUUACGUGAAGCUUUAAACAAUCUAUUCCAUGGAAUAUUCGAGCGGGACUCAAAAACCUAUUCUAAGAUUUAAAAACUUCACCGUAAUUCGAUAAACUUCUUCGAGUUAAAAUCUUCCAGUAGUUAUUUUGGGCUUGCUUAUAUAUUUAACUGUUUGUAGAGACAUUCCAAAAAAUAGUUUUGACGAGAAUCAUUGAGUUUUUUCCUAGGAUCGUGAAAAGAAACUUCUGAUUAUUGACGAGGCAGAAGAUGAAACUGUUCGCAAAGGAUGGGCAGAAAAACAGACACUUAAAGGGAUACAAGUUGUAACAUGUCAUUGUACAAACCUGAUCUCGGUCUGUACAAAAGAAACAUUUCUACUUAUUUUCCUCGAUAUAUCCUCAGUGGCAGGAAACGCUAAAAAGAUAGUUUCUACGAUAAGGUAAGUACUCUCAAAAUGUCGAGAAAGCAGUUUUAAUCUAUUUAGAGUACACCUUGUAUUACACGCAGCGUGCCGCCAAACAAUGACAGAAAAGUGUGAUCUAAUUAACGAAUACGAUUUUGUGAUACCAGGAACUUCUUCUUUGAGGAUAAGAAUAUAUCAAAACUUGCAGAGAAAGCUGUUAAGAAAUAAUAGGAAAAGUUGUGUUCUACGAUUCAAGAAACUUAAUUUAAUUAAAAUAGCAAUGGAGAAUUUUAAUAGCUACAUUGGAUCCCUUCCGUGGACUCGCUACUGCCUACAAUUUUCUUUGCCUUUGACGUAUUUAUCCUUUUCUUCUCAUGUUAAUUCUUUAUAACUUUGCAACAUCUUAUCAUAAUCAUACAAUUCAAUCAACAAUACUAAUCAUGAUACAUAUGCAUUCCAGCAUGUUCUUUGCCCGAAAACAAGUCGAACAAUCGUAUGUUAUUCAAAAUUAAAAUUUAGUGCAGGAAGCUGAGAUUUAAUUGAAUGUUUUUCAUCAUCAAGUAAAUCAAAUAAUUUCAAAAGCAAGUGAAACUGAAUGAGCACAAAUAGAUGCUUUUCACAACUAAAAACUUCAUCUCCCUGCAUAGCAGUAUGUAAUUUAAAUUUAACAGAAGAUCACUUGAUUACCUUUACAAAUCACUCUAGGUACAAUCCCAAUUCUCUGAACCGUUCAACAGCAAUAAUUGGAUUAACACAGGAAGGAGAUAAAGGUAUGUUCCAGAAUCAAAUACAUCAUCAAGAGGCUGCCCUUUUGUUUACUUUUUUUUUCAAACUCAAUCCACAACUUUCUUUUUUUAUAUCUCAAAGAGGACUUCAGUUACCAUGAAAUAAAUGAUGUCAUUCAGCUUCCGGUGACAGAUGAAAGGGUGAAUCAGGUUUUGUUGAAGUGGGCUGGGCACAAGUCAUGUGAAGGUCAGUACUAAAACCACCAACAUGGACAAUGUGGUGUCCACCCUCAAAGGAAGAAGUUCUUUACCUCUUCUUUACCUCUUCUUUACCUCUUCAAAGGAACUAUUGUCAAUUGUUCCAUUGGAUGAGAUAUGAACUAGAUAGGCUUGCUAAUACUCAAAAGUUUUCCAUGUGUUGAUUUAUGAAACCUAUUUCCUAAAUAGUGUACAAAAAGGCACUUCUGAGCACCUGAAAAUGAAAAUUUUCAGGAAAGAGGCAUGCUUCUUUGACCCCCUUGCUGGUUUUUGGUGCACACUCCAUAGAGGAAAACUCCUAAUGCUUCUGAGGGCUUGUAUGAAUUUAUAGUUUCACAUUAUUUUAGGCAUGCCAUUGACACCAGAGAGUCCAGAAGGAAACAUUCAUUCAGCUGGACCAAAGUCUUUAGGAACAACCAAAGAAAACACAGAGGAGAAUUUGUCAUCAAUUAUAAAAUAUUCGACAUCACAACCAAUUCAGUAAGUGGGUUACCUUAAUUAUGUAUGUAGCAUGGGUAGGCAUGGUCAUUAUAUAUAAGUUGGUAUAUUGACUGAUAGUCUACCAGUGGAUAAUAAUCUGGGCCAGUUACUGACCUUUGCUUAACCAGGAUGUUAAAAUCACUGCUGAUUGUUUAAACAUUAGCAAACAGUGCCUUGUUAUAGUAAACAUGAUCGAGCAUGUCUAAAAUUAAUCACUGAUUUAAAACUGUUAUCAUUCUCUUUUCAGACAGAAUUGUAGUAGUAGAGUGUCCCAGGCAGACAACUCUAAUGGAACAUUGGAAUCCUUUUGCAAAGUCUCCACACUCCAUAACAACCAGUCAGGGCCAACCUAUCAACAGCUAUGUCACAAUGGCCAAUAUAUUCCUGUCAGUAGAAGUGGCUUUGCUGAUCCAUCACAGAACAAUCAAGUCACAGAUGACAACAGGUUACAUCUUCAAAACAGCAAUGUUGCUGCUCCACAGAACUUUCUCCUUGGGGGAAACCAGAUCCAAAGUCAACCUCACUCAUCACUGAUUCUCCAACGAUCAGCAGCAGAUCACAUGCUCACCCAGGAAGAUCAUGUUUCUGUUCAUAUUCCCCCAAAUGCAGUCAACACAGUGUAUCCUGAGCAUUAUAAUCACAUUUAUUACAACAUACCACCUACAAAUCAAAACAGACCAAAUACCAUUCCACCACAUUUUGUAGCUAUCAAUUCUUCCACAUGUGUCCAAAACCCUGCAGGCUUGACAUCACAGGCAGCUCCUAAGGCAGAUCACUCUGUAGUGACCACCCAAUCAUCACCUGACAGAGAAGGUGGAAAGAUAGUUGGCAGUCCUGCAUAUAUGAUCAGUGGACAACUGGGAAGCAAAGAUAUGAAAAUCACAUUACUUCAUGAUGACCUGUCCAAACACAGCUCCAAAGAGAGGAUUAGAAGGUAACAAAGACAAAGUUUUACUUCUUAACUACUAAGUUCAACACAAAAGGGAUAAUCUGUUUGUUUAAUUUGCAUAAACAGUAUUUGGUGUCUGAUCCCUGGAGAGAGAAAGAGAGAUUGUCACAAUUUAACCAACUCAUUUGACUUUUUCUUUGGCUAAUAAUUUCAAUGAUAAUGCAACUGGGAGUAUCACAGCUUCACUGGAUUGAAAGUAAUCAGGGACUGUAAGGAAAACACCAUUAUGGAGUCAAAUAUUAAGUAAAGUCAUUUCUCCAAAGAAACCAGGUGACGAUAUCCUUCUACAGAGCAAGCAAUGCAAAAAGCAUACUUCUUUUUUUGAUGGGUAUUCCUUGUAUAGCCAGAAUAAAUAAAAAAGGAUCUUUCCAGGUCUGUGUUUAAUUAACCAAUUACCUUAUGUAUAAAACAUCCAGCCUGUUGAAGUACUGUGCAUUUUUAGUCAUCAGUAGCAGGUUAGAUUUACAUUAUUUGUCUACACUAUAGGGAAACGUGAUGCAGAAAAAAUGAGAAAAGUACCAGUAGUAGCCCCACACAUCAUUUUAAAUUACCUCAGUCUGUUCUUCUAAUGAAAUCCUCACAUUGAUUCAUUUUCUUCUAGAGAACGAAUUAAGGAAAGCUGCGAUCAACUCCGCUUUUUGCUACCUAGUGUUGCUGGGAAAAAAUCUGACAUGGCUUCCGUAAGUAACUUGAAGCAAAUUUGAUUCAUUUUAAUUUGUAAAAUAUAUUUGUGGUAAAACAAAGUGUAUCCCUAUGUUAAUGUUUAUACCUCAAAUGAGAAGAUGAUGGUUGAUUAAUAAUCAUACUUUGAUACAAUUACAACAAUAAAUAAAUUUUCAUUACUGAUCAGAUUCUUGAAAUGACUGUAAAAUAUGUGAGAAUGAUCAAGGAGAGGCUUCCACCAGCUGUCCUUCAAGAGGUAAUAAUUGUUCAUUAGAUAGGACUUGGCUGUCUUCCAGGAGGAACAGACUAUUUGAAAAGUUUAAGGAAAUCAAGAAAAUAACCAACAAAAAUCCACCAGAUGGAGAAAAUAUGCAAAAGAAAAAUUGCACUCCUCCACCAAUGCAGCACCACAGUUUCUUUAGAAACUUACCCUCAAUACCCUUAAGACUCUUCCAUUAAAAUUUGUCUUACACUGGAAAGGCUUGACAUUUCUGAUUCAAAUUCCCAUGCCCUUAGGUACAGAUGACAGUGUAAAUAAUUGGCACGCAAGUCUGAAAUUUAUUUAAUAAUGGCUCGGUUGACUUGACCCUGUUCACUUGAGUAAUUCUCAAUUACCAUUUGUUGGAACUAUCAGCUCAUGCAGCUAUAUGUAAUUUAAGCAAGACAUUUUUUGCAGCUGAUUUAAGAGUUGUUCAAAGUACAGCCUCUGAUUAUAUGUAAACUUCAUACUUAUUCUUUCAGAUCUCUCAGAAUAUUGCUGACACAACUGCUACACUUCCCAGAAAAAGAACCAGGGACUUAUCAGCAAACAUUAAACAAACACGUCCAAGGUAGUGAAUGGAAACAUUCAUAAUCUAUCAACAACUUCAAACAAGGAUAUUCAAUCUACUUUUCAAAUACACUUUUAGUUCAGAUGAAAACUUUAAGGUAUUUGUAGGAUGCUUUUUGGCAAAGGUAAACCUUGUACCUGGUACAUGACAAUAUUUAAUAGAGUAGGUGUAAGUUUUCAUGCAAUUCAUCUUAUCCACCUGACUCUGAUAACCACCUUUUAUUUCAUACAUACUGAGAUUUACACUGUGAAGUACUAUCAUUCAUGUUCUAUAGGGAGAGCAGUGUAUUUUCAGUCUGUAGUUCUCUCCCAAUCUCUGAAUUUAAAGGUGAAAAAAUCUUUGUGUGUUUGAAAUAAAAACAUCAUACCAUGGAAAGUGAUUGGAAGAUUUUUUUUCACUUGCUACAAUGCAUCAAAAAAACUCACUCGUUCACUGUAAUCACAAGUUCAUUUUUCUGGUGCAUCGCAACUCAUGAAUAAAAAUUGUUUGUGUGAUUGUUGCCAUGGAAAUAAUACUCUUUCUAAUUACUUAGUUUUGGGGUAAUUUUCCUGCAGAGGAUUAGAGGGUAGGCUUAAUUAAGACUGGUUCUGGUCAGUUUUCUUCUCUAUUUAAGACAAAAAAUUACUGUAGAUUGAGGUAUAUUGACUUUAUGACACUACUGUAAACAGUACCAGCAUAUUUGAAACAUUUUGAAAAGGUAUGACAGAUUGUAGGGGUGAAUCAUGCACCACCAGCAUACAAACCUUAUUCAAGACCUUGUGUUUAGGAAGAUGGUAACAGGUGUAAUUUCAUACCUUGCUUAAUAUUUAGACCCUAAAAACUAUACACUGCCAGGAGGUAUAGCCUGUCAAGGCACAGUAAAAACAUGUCCCCUCCCCCUUGCAAUUUAACAUUCUGUAUUGGUAACAAAUGUAAAUUUAAAAAAUGAACUUAAUGUAGUUAAUUUUCAUUGCAGA
This is a messenger RNA of Pocillopora meandrina, 5624 nucleotides long. The record is from the annotation of a GenBank genome assembly. Lineage: Eukaryota; Metazoa; Cnidaria; Anthozoa; Scleractinia; Pocilloporidae.